This is a messenger RNA of Oncorhynchus tshawytscha (Chinook salmon), 3198 nucleotides long. RefSeq lists its product as uncharacterized. NCBI's taxonomy places the organism in Eukaryota, Metazoa, Chordata, Actinopteri, Salmoniformes, Salmonidae. The transcript is spliced from 5 exons. Bases 82 to 2985 code for a protein of 967 amino acids. The record is from RefSeq and is a predicted model, not a curated record.
CUGUGAAUUUGUCCAAACGUGACCGCGUGUGCUGUGUACAGGUAGAAUAGAUAAAAGGUAUACCUUUUUUUUGUGUACCUCAUGGCUUCUGUCAGUGACCUGCAAGCUCGACGAGUUGAAAAUAAUAAUACACGCACUCUGUUGAACUCAGAAUGCGUUUAUGAAGCAGCAGAAGAUAAUUCAUCCCAGAUCAUUCUGGAGAACCCCGAUCCCGAUAUCGUUAAAACAAUCUCACAUUAUUUCGAUGCUGCUCUCAGUGGGCAGAAAUAUGUGUUAUCCCAUCCCGUCACAGACCAUGGCGCUGAGUCUUCAGCAGACAGUAGGGAUUCAGGGGACAGCCUGUUCAUAACUCAAGUGCCAGUGUCUGAGGUGGUGAGGUCUGUGAGAAGAUGCCACUCAAAGGAGAGGUCAGAGUUCACAUGUACCAUAGAAUCAGAGGAGGAGAGUGGGGACGAAGAUGGACCUGCCACUCCCCAAAGGAAGCAGCAGGUCUCACAGGCAAUGAAACAUCACAAGAGGAAAGCAGAGAAGCAUGGCCUGAAAAAGUACUCCUUUCCCUUUCUGGGGAGCGUUUACAGAAGUAAACCCCUAUCUAGUCGAGAGUGUGCUUACAGAAACACACACCUAUCACUAUUAAAUGGUGUGGCCUUCUCGAGUAAGGCAAUUGGAGGCUUUUUUAGAUGUGUCAAAACACUGAAGAAGUUCUCUAAAGGAAAAGCGACUUUAGCUUCAGCUUUACCAAACAGAUAUCUGGAUAAGGAAGGUGAACUGUCUCCACUGUCAGAACAGGAGGUGGAAUCUGAAGGUAGUGAUGAUGACAUCAGAGUGGUGGAAAAUAAACUUUUAAUGCUAUUCCUGAAAAAGAAAAAUAGUCAAACUUGGUGUUAUCCAUCAUCUGAAGCUGAAAAGCAAUUCAGAAACUUUUCAUCUGUAAGCAAAGACUCCACCGCCAAGACAAAGAAACAGAGCACAAAGAAAACACAACACCUCCCUCACGUUAAACAAACUCUUUCCUUGGUUUCCAAAAUGAUUAAAGACACACCAUCAAAGCAGAGUUUUGCUGGGUCACAGCGAAUCGUACCUGAGAAAUGUAACAUGGCAGAAGAAGAGACUAACCCAGAGUCAGUCAGUUGCGUUAGGAGAUGUUCAUCUGGUAGGGGUUUAGUCCGCAAUAAAACAGAAGAACCUGGUAUACAUUUAGCUGACAAUACAGACGGACAGGAAGAGAACGACAACAUGGACAUUUCAUUGACAGAAUGGAAGACAAUGCUGAAUAUCGGAUUUGUCAGUGAGGAAGUAGAGGGGAGUAGAAUAGACCAGGCAGUGGACAUAACGAGUUCACCUAUUAAUGAAGUGCAGGAAAGUGAAGGAAGCUGUUUGGAGAGGACCCAAGGCAGAGCCAUGACCCCCAGUGUGACUGGGCAGCGCCCUGAUCGUGACCAUCAGAACCAGACAAGAGAAACAGAGGCUGAUCCUGGAAUUAAAGGUCACAACCCCCCUUCAACAGAUCCAGCGCUCACAAAUGACUGUACAAAUGUUGAUGCUGGGGGAGACUAUGAACAGAAGGGAAAGAAGAGGAAGAAAAAGAACAGGAAAAGAGAGGGAGGAGAUGAUGAAAGUAUAGAGGACCGAGUUGGGCAGCCUCCAUGCCAAGAAGCUCCAGAUUAUCAGGAACUAGUCACCUGUGUGAGUACAAGCACCAUACAGGGAGGAGAGGCUACUGAGAUAACCCAGGAUAACAAGGCAGAGCAUUCUGUGUCCGUGUCUGGUGAAAUGAUUAUGCCACAGAAAAAGAAGAGAAAAAAGGAGAGGAGGAGGGAUUCACCAUGCCAUGUUGAUACAGAUAUAUGCCUAAGACGGGAAGAGAACCCCAAGAAGAAGCGGAGGAAGAGGAGGAUAUCUUCAACUGAAGAUGGCGCCGUUGUUCAACAACAAGAGGAUAAUAUUCAAAAAUCUCAUAUCUCCCUCAAGAGUUCUGUGUCUGAAUCCAUUGACACUGUGCCACCAAGAAAAAAGGGGAAGAAAGAUGGGUAUGUAGUAACUCCUUUGAGCACAGAGGAGAGAUGUCAAAAGGACAGCAUACCACCUGAAACAGAUGAGAUCACUAGCCCAAGAAAGAAGAAGAAAAAGCGAGAUGAGUCUAAAGACACUUGUUCUGUCAUACACCAGGAUACAGCAGCUCCACUGGAAAAAGAGAUUAUUGGCAUAUCUUUGGAGGGGUGUGAGAGUUCUGCUUUGACUCCAGAUGACACAGUUUCUCAGAGAAAAACUAAGAAAAAUAAGAAUUCCCUCACCAAACAUGAUCCUGAGGGAAGACUGAAAAAUGAUGCAACUAAAAUAUCUCAGAGGAUGAACGCAACUGUAAAAAAUUCUGCUGAAGUGAGACUUGAAGCUGAAAGUGCCUUUAUAUCCUCAGAGAGAAAGAGGAAAAAGACAAAGAGGAGGAAAUCCACUGAUUACGAAGUACCAGCGGUAGGACAUCAAGAUAAUGAUAACACUGCAAUGCUAAUUGAAACGACCCAGAGUUCUAUGACCCAAUACAAAGAAACAGAGUCGCAGAAGAAGAAAAAUAAAAUAAAUGAUAACACUGCAAUGCUAAUUGAAAUGACCCAGAGUUCUAUGACCCAAUACACAGAAACAGAGUCGAAGAAGAAGAAGAAAAUAAAUGAUAACACUGCAAUGCUAAUUGAAACGACCCAGAGUUCUAUGACCCAAUACACAGAAACAGAUUCACAGAAGAAGAAGAAGAAGAAGAAGAAGAAGAAAAUAAAUAGAAAAACAAACAAGGAAUCAGUUGCCCCGAAGCACACAGAUGGAAGACAGACCGGGGAGAUGUCAGAGGCGACGUCAGGCUGUCUGCCUUUACCACAGAUUAAUCCUGAUCCUGUAUCAAUCUCCCAUGAAUUUGUUUCAUCAGCAGAGAAGAAAAAUAAGAAAAAUAAGAAAAAUAAGCAUGGAAAAGACAAGAGGAUGAUGUAUGUAUGAUGCAUAUCAGGAUUACCUCGCAACCGAACACAUUGACACAGUGGUGAUGUCAUGAAGCAUGCCAUCUGAAUAAAACAACCCAUAGCUUGGAGAGGAUUUUUGAUGGGUGGCCUUUGGUUAUAAGGGAACAGAUUUUUAAAUGAGUAGAUUCAUUGUACACCACCCCUAUGAUGGUUGUUCUUCCACUCUUUAGAGACACUUGUAUGUGCAUUC